AUGAGUCAAAAAGGUUCUAAAGGAGAGGAAUAUGAGACAAUAGCAACGAGACGUCCAAGGCGUGCGGCGACUCAGAGUGUCUCUUAUCAGACAAAACCUGCUCGUGCCAUAAGAACAACUCGCUCUUCAACACGUAAACGAUCACAACCAGCAACAUCACCUCCACCUUCACCACCUUCACCGCCUUCACCUGUCGAAAUAAGUGUAAAAAAAGUUGAUGCACCUGAUAAGGAAACAAAACAAGAACCUUAUUCAAUGGAGAUUGAUGAAUCUAAACAGGAACAAUCUCAUCCAACUAGAAUUCGUCUUAGAUUACAUUCACCCGAACGUAGUACAUCACCUGUUUCCGAAAAACCAAUAAAACGAAAACGUAAAGCUGGUCGACCACGUAAGAAUGAAUCAAGUCAUCGAAUUACUUUAUCUACUGGUAAUCACAAGAAAGUUAAGGGAUUAUCACACUCAAUAGAAGAUGCGGAUGAGGCGGACAAUGAAAUGGAUGAUCGAUUACAAAAAAAUAAUGAUGAUGAUCAAUCAACUAUAAAAAAUGAAGAAGUUACAUCUAAAGAAGAUAAAUCUAAGGAAGGGAAUAAUAUGAAACUAGAUGUAGACAGUGAAGAAAAUGAAAUUAUAGAUGAAAAAGGUGAACAAAAAAUUACAAAAGAUGGGGAACUCUUAGGAGGGAGAAAAUAUAAAGUCCCCGUCUUCCAAUUAGAAUCACGUGAAUCUACCUUAUACAUGUGUUCUAUGGAGCCAGCAAAAUGUUUGGGUUUUCGGGAUAGUUAUUUGUUUUUCUCAAAAAAUCCUUCCUUAAAACGUAUCUCUGCAACAGAUGAGGAACGAUUUGAUUCAGAAAAUGAAAAUGCAAACAAUGUUCUUUCGAGACGAUCCAAUUAUAUGCCAAAUCCUCGUGCUCUUAUAAGUGAAACUAAUUGGAUGUAUCAUGUAGCACUUUCAUGCCGUGAUUUUAAUAAUAGAUUAAAUAUCCAUCGUUCUGAAAAAACAAAGUUUUACGAUCCACAUACUAAUAACGAACAAAUUCCUCGUGACACUCAACCAACACGUAUUCAAGUUGAAAUGGUUUCUUCUCCUCAUUUUUAUAUAAGAAAGGGACAAACUACCACAAUAGAACCUGAAUUACAAUUUAAACCAAGAUUUAUAAAUCCUCUUGGAAAACUUACUACGGGGGUUACAGAAGUAUUACCUCCUGAUAUAAAAGAGAUAGUUGAAAAUAUGAAGAAAAAUGAAGAAGCUGCUGAAUGCAAAAUUGAGAACAAGUAUCCUUUGGCAUUAAUGGAUAGCCAAUUUCAAACAUCUUUUCCUAUACAACAAAAUAGAUUUUUAUAUGAUUCUAAUAGUGCAACCACAAUGAACACAACUCCUGCCACCCUAGAAACUUUUGCAACUGAAGAUCAAAUUUAUUUACAACAAAGAAAAUUCCAACUUGCACAACAAGUUUACAACAAUCAAACUAACAACCAGUUAGGAAGGUCCUUCUCGCAAUAUACUUCGAGUAAGGCCAAUCCUCAAUAUAUAUGUGGUGUCAUAACAGCUACAACCGGUCAACCAUGCAGACGUGCAGUAACUGCUGAAGGAGAAAGGUGUAUGUACCAUAAAGAAACCGUGCAAGCUCCUACUUAUAUUGGUAAAUCCGUCAAUAGAUCUAAAACUGCAAGUUCAAUUGUGGAAUCAAUGAAGGCGUCUAAUGCAGCUGCGAAUGUACCGCUUCCUAAUAUGCAACUUCAUCCUAUUCUUUCUCCUAAUGCUUGUGCAAUUUGUUACUCGCUUGUUGUUCCUUCAACAAUACAAUUACCUCUUAAAGUCGCAUGUUCAACGGAGCAUACAACUCAGUGCUCGCAAUGUAAUAGAAAGUAUCAUCCUAUUUGCCUUGGACUUAAUACACCUAAACUUAUGGUUUCGAUUGAAAGUUAUCAAUGGCAAUGUAACGAUUGCAAGACUUGCACCGUAUGCAAAUCUUCUGGAGAUGAAGCUACUCUUCUUAUAUGUGAUGACUGUGAUCGGGCGUGGCAUCUCGACUGUAGUUCACCGAAAGUAACUGAAGUUCCACAAGGUCCGUGGUUGUGCUCCCUUUGCGCACAAUGCGAUUCAUGUGGAGAAAAAGCCACUUCUUUGAAUGAUGCUGCUAACAAUUAUAUACAUAAAGAAGCAAAUUCCGAUAAUUCGGAUUACCCUAUUUACCUAGCUACAAUUUGUAAUAGUUGGAUUCAUGCAAGAUGUGAUCCUCUCAUCACUCCUGAACGAUAUAAAGAGCUGGUUGAAGAAGAUGCUAAGUACAGAUGUCCGUUAUGUGAUGGAAGAAUUGAACCUCUUAAAGAAGGAGACGAGGAACAAAUUCUUGCUUUGUCUGGUUCUCCCAUGGCGAUUCCCGCUUCCUCAAUUUCUCAAGGUCGAUAUAUUAGAGGAAUCGUGAACUUUAGAGGAAAGAAUGUUGCAGUGCCGGUGAUUCGAGGAGGUGAUAGAUAUACUAUGUGA
This is a messenger RNA of Diversispora eburnea, 2490 nucleotides long. The record is from the annotation of a GenBank genome assembly. NCBI's taxonomy places the organism in Eukaryota, Fungi, Glomeromycota, Glomeromycetes, Diversisporales, Diversisporaceae.